Molecule: messenger RNA, 691 nt
Organism: Uranotaenia lowii
Lineage: Eukaryota; Metazoa; Arthropoda; Insecta; Diptera; Culicidae
Product: zinc carboxypeptidase A 1-like
Exons: 3
Coding region: 1-645 (214 amino acids)
Biological process (GO): proteolysis
Molecular function (GO): zinc ion binding; metallocarboxypeptidase activity
Source: RefSeq, a predicted model, not a curated record
AUGCAGCUAGUGUUGCUCGGUACGGAACUAUCCUUGAAGCGGAUGAUAGUGGCUGCUCUAUUUGACCGCUCUCCUUGGGCUGUUUGGCAGAACCUUACCCAGAAUAAGGGCAGCCGGAAAAGUCGAAACGCGCUACGGGAAAAACUUAUACCGGCAAUGAAAAGACCUUACGCUUUCUCAGAAGAAGAAACCAGAUCACUGUCCAACUUUAUCGCCUCCAUCAGUGGAAAACUUCGUGCCUACAUUGCGUUCCAUUCGUACUCGCAAAUCCUCCUUUUCCCGUACGGACACACCUCCGAGCACACUCCCAAUCAUGACGACCUCAACGACAUCGCCAAAGCAACGGUUCAAUCCCUGGCCAAACGGUACGGAACCAAAUACACCUACGGCAACAUCUACGACGCCAUCUAUCCGGCCAGUGGUGCCAGCUGUGAUUGGGCGUACGGAACGUUGGACAUCAAAAUCGCCUACACCUACGAGCUGCGACCGAAUAAAAAUUCCUGGAACGGAUUUGUCCUAGCUCCCCGUUACAUCAUACCUACAGGAGAAGAAACACUCGAUUCACUAGUGACGAUGAUUGAGGAAUCGGAACGGCGCGGUUACUAUCAGAACUUGCGGACGCAGGUAGAUAGCAUUUCCCAUUAAUAUAAUUGCAACGAAAACAAAUAAACAGGCAGCUCUUGAAACUCAA